UGCUACUGAACAUUCCAGAAAGCAAAUGACGAAGUACACCUGCUGGUUACUCAUGGAGCCUAUAAAAUGGAAGUCCCAUCACCCACGCCAUGGAAGCCAAUUUGCUAACUCAACAGCACAUCCAGAUAAGUUCGAUCCCGUAUCCCCUACCUUCCUUCAGCAACAAAAGAACACAUGGCUCGCGCCAUGGCCGCCGUAGCUGGCAACAACGGCGAGGUGAGGGUGGAGAAGGUGGACAAGAUCGGGUACGUCUACAACGCCGUCACCAGACCUUCGGUUUACGCCAACAGGGGGCCGGCGACGGUGACGAAGAAGCUGGCGGCCGCCAACGUCGCCAUCUCCAGGAAGAACAGCGGGACGACCCUGGUCCGCGGCGUCGCCUCGCCGGAGGACAUCGACGAGUACAUCGCUAGGAAAAAGAGGGAGUUUGUCCUAGGACUGUAGCUCGAACUGAUUAUCUCAGCCCAAGAUGAGAUGAUGAUUACAAUGCAUGAUUGCAUGAUUUAUAGACUGCUCUAGUUAGUUAUGUGAGCUUCUUCUUAAAAGGCAUUACAUGUACAUAUGUAUGGAAGUUGAAUACGCAUAAACUUCAGUUGGUGUAUCGUAAUGUUUCAGCAAGUAAAUUUCUCCAAGUAAUCUUCUUUCUGCUUUUCGAAAAUGGAGUCUUCUUCUUUA
Messenger RNA from Lolium perenne, 675 nucleotides. RefSeq lists its product as uncharacterized. NCBI's taxonomy places the organism in Eukaryota, Viridiplantae, Streptophyta, Magnoliopsida, Poales, Poaceae. The record is from RefSeq and is a predicted model, not a curated record.